Molecule: messenger RNA, 4072 nt
Organism: Pelmatolapia mariae (spotted tilapia)
Lineage: Eukaryota; Metazoa; Chordata; Actinopteri; Cichliformes; Cichlidae
Gene: pidd1
Product: p53-induced death domain protein 1
Exons: 15
Coding region: 147-3083 (978 amino acids)
Biological process (GO): signal transduction; apoptotic process; DNA damage response
Molecular function (GO): protein binding
Source: RefSeq, a predicted model, not a curated record
CAUAAACUGUUCCUCCCUUCUCAUGGCAGCCUCUUAGCUCCGUCUGGGUGUAAUGACAUGACCUGUACAUAACAAACGUUAUGCGGGGAGAAAGUCUCAGGAAAGUACUGGGCGAGUGGCAAGUCAGCUAACAGACUUUGUGUUCAAUGGACAGAGGCAGCGAAGACGACGCGCCUCCCGAUGAAGAUUGUGGAUGCCAUGCAGCCAGCACGGAAGACGGAGAGGUGGAGGUUACACCUGCAUGCAGCCUUUCAGGUGGAGUUGCAGAAAUUUUGGCCCACGGAAUCUGGGGACUUUUGAAUCAGGAAGAGGAGAGGAUGACUGGUCCCACUAUGUUUGGAGAGCAGGGAGAUGUUGUUGAUCCUCCCUCUGUGUCUCCCAUCAGCCUUAUGGAUACCUGUGCUCCCUCCAUAUCCACCCUUCCCUCCUGCUCAUACUCCUCCAGCCGUCACACCGACUUUUCCUCCUCCUCUUCUUCUCCCUUGUCCUUGUCUCCACCCUUGCCUCCUUCCGUGGAGCUUUCAGCUGUGUUGACUGAUACAAGAUUGACCCUGGAUGUGUACCGGGGAGGUGCAGCUGCAUUGCCCCUCCUUUGGGAGUCCAUCCCGGGGCAGCUGAAGGGCCUUCAGUACCUGAGGCUGGGCUCUGAGGAAAAAGCAGGGCUGGAUGGUGCACUGGAUGUCCUGUCCCAUCUGACAAAGCUACGAUCACUGGCUAUUCGGGGACACUGUUUACAUGACUCAAGAGGUGACCCCCUGCCUGGCCUCCUCACCACCUUACCAGCAUCUAUUUCCUCACUUUCCCAUCUGGUGCACCUGGAUCUCUCCUUCAACCAGCUCUCCUGUUUGCCAUCCUGUCUGCUUAGCCUUCCCAUGUUGUCCUCGUUGCUCCUCUGUCACAACCACCUCUCGGCUUUGCCCGCUGAUAUAAGCCAGCUUUCCUCCCUCACCUACCUCUCCCUCCUGGGGAAUGAGCUGGUGUCUCUCCCCCCAGGUCUGGGUCAACUGAAAGCACUACAGACUCUGGAUGUGUCAAAUAACCUCCUACAGGAGCUACCUGACGAAAUUGGUUCACUGGAGGAGCUUGUUAAGCUGGAAUUGUCCCAGAACAAGCUAAAGCAGCUACCAGAGAGCAUGGGCUCUCUCCUUUCACUCAGGGAACUUGUCAUCUACAGCAAUGACCUCCGUCUGAUCCCACUCUGUCUGAACAAACUGCCUCUGCUUAAAAUAGACGUCCGUGACAAUCCCCUGGGACGACCUCCAACACCUCCUCCUCUCUCUCCUACACCUGAUGAAGCAGAAACAAAACUCCCAGAACUGCACAUUGGGUUUAAUCAGCACAGUUUCUGCAUUUCGUCUGCCGGGUGUCAUGUGUUCCUCCCAGGGGGGGCUGAGCUGGUGUUCCCCCCAGGAUGCAUAGUGACAGCCACAAAACUGGCCUGGGCCGAGAAGAGGCCACAGCGAAAGUGGGUACAGCUGGAGGAGCAUGAGAUCCUUCUUAGUCGUCCGCUGGAACUUCGUCCUCAUGGAGUCACAUUUUUAAAGCCUGUGGAGGUAUGUGUGCCAUAUCACCGGACAAAAAGAAAGGAGGUGGUGGUGCGGACGUUUGAUGGACAGUCAUGGAGUACUUUGCCCACUGAGCUAAGGAGAGGAAGUGAGAGCCAUAGCAGUCGCCCUGGGGGACGUCCAGCCAGGCUGGCGUGCUGCUCAGUGAACCACUUUUCCUGGUUUAUGGCAGUGUCUUGCCCAGUAAAGGACAGCUGCUCUGUCACACCAGCCGGAGGCUUACUGGUAUCAAGUGCUGAUCCUGGAGUAAAGCUUCACUUUCCUCCGGAUUCCACAGUGGAGACUCGCACUAUCACUUUACAGGUGUUGCAGGUGUCUAUGUCAGACGUGCAGACGCUGUGCGGUGAUCCUCAGGCCAGAGUCAGCCCCCUACUUUGUCUCUCCCAGACUCCCAGCAUGCAUUUUCUACAGCCAAUCAAAGUUCAGAUUCCCCUGCCAUCUGGUGUCACCGGCCAUACAGUUGAUAUGUCCUGUUUGCAUCUGCUCCAUGGAGAUCCCACUGCCCAAACCUGGACUGACAUCACAGCACAAGUCUCUCUCUAUGUGACCCAUUUAUAUGCCAUUUUCUACAUUACACAUUUCUCCUGGUACUGGCUCUGGUAUACUACACAGCGCUGCGUCAGUGGGGUGGUCAGGAAGAUCUACCAGAGGCUAAAACAGUUCAAAGUCCAGUUCCUGGUCCUCCAGAGGAAGACUGAUCCUUCACAGGUUCUGCUGCAGUGCUUACCUUCUAACAAGGUAGAGAGCAGAAUGCAGUCUUUGUCAGAACAAUAUGAUGGACCCCAGCCUUCAGACCUGUGUGACCUGCUGGAAGGAGAGCAGUUCUUUGCUGGCUUUGAAAGAGGCUUAGAAAUCAGCACAGAUAGACCAGACUGUGUGGGGGGAAGACUGUGUUUCGAGUUUUACUCCAGCCUCAAGAAUCUGAAGGAAGUGUAUAUCUGUUCAGCACAGGGUCAGAAGGGACCAGUGAGGGGGCAGGUGUCCUUUUAUAGAGGGGAGAUUCCCAGAAACCUGCCAGAGGAAGUAGCCAGAAAGAGGAAAGGACUCGACAGCCAGUGGCUUACAACUUUACCUUUAAGACUUCCUGCUCUAAACUCAGAGAACACUUUCAUCAUGGAGGAGGUCGAGUAUCCUCCUCUGAACCUGGGUGACCCUGAGAGUGGCUACCUGACAGAAGCCAACCUGCUGUCCAUCUCUCUUCAGAUAGCACAAGACUGGCGUGUUAUUGGCCUCAAUCUGGGCUUGAGCUACCAAGAACUGGACCGCAUCCAGUACAAGAACAGGGACAAUCUGGGUGCCUUGGUCCUGGACAUGCUGUUUCACUGGGCCCGGGCGCAGAAGAACGAAACACCCGGGGCAGUAUCUCGGCUGGUGGCUGCUAUGAUCGAGAGCGGCAGGCGAGACCUAGCCGAAGAGAUAGAGGACAUUGUCAACAUAGGAAAGAAAAAGUACACAGAGUCCUUGAGGAGAGUAGGUCUGGAAGCAGAGAGCUCCUCUCUGGGUGAAAAACAGCAGUAGAUGAGCCCAUGCUGGACACAGAUGGCUGACUUACACUUGAGUGACCUGCUUGUUUACAGUGGGCCUCCACUAUCUUGUUCUGCUGUCAUCAACUGCAGAAGUGCACAAUCAUGACGACCGGCUAGGUGCAGGUGGCACCUUUCAUAAGAGGAACAACAGAGGAACAGGUGAAAUGGAUUUACUGUGUAAUGGCCUAUGCCUUGUUUUUAACAACCCGACCCCCCAAGUAUCUAAGCAUCUAAAGCAGGGAUGUUGAACUCAUUGUACAUGAUGGGCCAUGUACAAUCGACUUUGAUCUUCAUUUAAGUAAUUUAAUUAUUUAAUUUAUUUUAUUAAAGAAUCUAUUACCUUGGUGUAAUAUGAAGGAACAUGUGUUAGGAAUAGUAGGAAGAGAUGCUGAAAACAUAAUAAAAUGCUGUUAAAAGUCAUAAUUUUAUGACCUCCUUAACAUUUUCCAAAGCUGUCCAGCGGGUUGGAUUGGAGUCUUUGCUGGGCAGAUUUUGGCCCCUAGGCCUUAUGUUUGACAGUCCUGAUCAAAAUCAUCUUAAACUUUUGACUCCGUAUCUCAAAUCUUUAACUUUUUAUAUAUUUGUUUUCUUUAGCACUUUAUAAAUUUGUCUCAUUCAUUAAAAAAAAACCAUCUCAUUAUUUCAAACCAUAAUUUCACUAUAACUUUGUUUGAUUCUGAAUCAUGUUUUUGAUUCAGAAUCAAAUUAUAAUAACAAACUAUAAUUAUUUUUUAAAUAUACCAAUGACUGCAUCUAUUAAUGUUGUUUUUUAAUUUCUGGUACCUGUUCAGACAGCAAACAGCUCUGAGACCUGUGAGAGCAUGUUACAGGACUACACUAAAACUGCAAACAUAAGCCAUUUUUACAGCUGAUUACAUUUCCUCCUUGUGUGCCUUUGGUCACUGAGUAAUCAGUUUAGCUGCAGCACAAUCUCAGUAUGAUAUGAGGACGUUAGAUCUUUGUAAUGUAUGAAUGUACACU